CAGCUUCAAAGUUCUGCUGCGACAUACAAGAGUUAUUACGUGUCCGGAAUCCGUCUCGUCGUCUUCCAGAGCAACUCCGCCUGAAAAUCCAACGGAAAACGGUAUUAUUUAAAGCCAAUUUAAAUAUGUCUUCAACGGAAUCUGAAAUACAAAUGGAGAAUAUUGGGGAACAAUUCACAGAAUAUUAUUUCGUGAAUCCAGAAGAUGUACUCGAAGAUUUUGCUCCAUGCGAUGUUACUUUAAAAGCAAAAGACGGAGGUCUUGUACAUGCUCACAAAUCUGUGCUAUCAACAAAAUGCGAAUAUUUUGACAACUUGUUUAUCGAAAAUUAUGAAGAAAAUAAUGUGUUUAAUUUUGAAGAACUCAGUUUUAUGGUUUUGAAAAGACUUAUCAAUUAUAUUUACACUCAGGAAAUGCCUUUUAUCAACGAAUUAAAUGUUGAAGAAAUGCUACGCGGAGCAGAAAUGUUCUACUUAAAUGAAGUAGGAAUAGAAUGUGUCGAUAUACUUUUGGAUCCUUUUCACGAAGAUAAUUGUUUAGGCAUUAAAAAUAAUAAAAAACCCUGGAGAAGAAGUUACGCUGAAAAAAACUUCAAGUUAGUAGCAAAUUCUUCCGGGUUUCUGAAAAAAAAUAUUAAAUACAUAUCAAAAUUAAUCCAGAGCAGUUGGUUAUUAGCUCAACAAGAACAAGACGUAUACGAUGCUAUCAUAAAAUGGAUAAAAUACGAUGAAAAGAAUCGAAAAAAGUUUUUGCCAGAAUUGUUAUGUAAAGUAAAGCUAGUGCUUAUUCCGCAUGAAUAUUUGACCGAAAUACUCAAUGAUCCGCUGAUCAAAGAAGAUUCAGAAUGUAAGAAUCUCGUUGAAGAUGCACGCAGACAUUUUAUUCUUAGAAACCCUAGAAUGUCCGAUUUCGAAGGUCCGAUUUCCAUGCCUGGAGUUGAACAAUUGAAAAUUUUUCAACAGAAUGAAGACGAAAGCCCGAGUAAAUCACUUCUGCCACGUUAUAAAUGUGUGGAAACAGAUUCUCCAUGUUAUGGAAAAGUGUCAAUCAACAUUGCUAGCACGUUGAAUGAAAUGCUAUCUGAAGAGUUCCAAAGUAUUGAGUGGAUUCAGGCAAUGGAUGAGACCAACUUUCUUAACAAUUGGGACGAACAAUGGAAAGAUCUUAAGCCUUAAAAAUUUGAUAACAACAAUGAUCGACGGGCGCGUUUUUAUUUUGAUAUUAUAAAAAUAACAAUUAUUUAUACCAUAAGAAUAUUGUUUACGUUAUGUUAAAGCUAUAUGCAGGGCUAUUCAAAAUGAUUCAUCCGAUUUCAAAUGCUUAUAUAUUUUUAAGUUUCCAUUAUACAGUAAUAAAAAAUACAUUAAAUAAAAGAAAAAUAUUUAAUUUUUAAUUAAUCAAACUUACACAUUUUCAAAAUGAGCUCUUUAGUCACACGAUCAUAUAAUCGGUAAUCGAAUUCGUUCUGUAUUUGUUGCAGCAAUUUACCUUUGCAAAUGUUUUCACCGCUAUUGUAAUUCGAUUUUUUAGCUCAUCAAUGGUUAAUGGCCAUGAUGAAAUGUGCACGUUAUCUUUAACAUAUUUCCAAAGGAAAAAAUCACAUGGCAUAAGAUCCGAUGAUUUAGAGGGAUAAUAGCAAAGUGACAAAUCAUAAGACCAAUUUACAACUAAUCCAACGGUUGGGGAGUGGUUCCUUUAAAAAGCCUAGUACAUCUAAAUGCCAGUGUUGGGUGGUACUCCGUCUUAUUGAUAAACGUUGUAAUCAGAAUCAAUUUUAAAUCUUUGAAAUACUCACGUUUAAACGUAAUGAUGGUUUGCUUUACCAUCUAAAUGGAAAAUUACUUCCGUCUCUGUAAACUAGGCGAGAAGCAACAUUUUCAUUUCGCAUUACCUCCAGCGUAAAAUUAUUAAAUUCGAGACAUUUCAAUUUAUCUUUGGACUUAAAUGCAUGUUACAGUUAUAACCUGUAUGAUUUUAUAGCCUUCUAAAAACACGCCUAAUAUUAUUUGAGUAAUUACCAGUUCUCGACUUGCGCGGUUGGUUGAUUUACACUAACUGUGUUGAAAACUGUCUCUAAUUCUUUCCACAUCGUUCUCAAAUACGCAUUUGCCUUUGCACAUAAACUCUGUAUCUUUAACCUAUUUAUACCAUCGGCGUAUGUCCUGAGCAGUCGGUACAACGGUCCCGUAACCACGUCGAAAAUUGCGUUUCACAGUUAUUACAGAUUCACACUUUAAAAAUUCUAUCACACAAAGUGCUUUGUGUUGUCCGGUCAUUUAAGGAAACCAACCUAUCGCCGUAAGCGAUCAUUUUAAAAUAACCAAUUAAUUAUAUUCUAUCCUUCUAUCCUAUUAUAUCCUUCUAAACUAGGAGAUACAUACUAUAAAUCGGUAUUAAAUUCGAUAGUGAUUUCAAUUAAUCAUUAUAUAACUACUAGAAAUCGAUUGAAUCAUUUUGAAUAGCCUAAUAUUAUAAUAUAAUUUAAAACGUUUGAAAAGUACGUACUUAAUAUACCUUAUCUUAUCUGUCCAAGACAUUAAAGUAAUGGUACUUAUGUCUAUAAUUACUAAUUAGAUACAUUUAGGACAGUCUAUACAAAAUUAAAAUACGAGUAUCUUUAAGUUGGCCAACCUAAAGGAUAAAUCGAAUUAAUUAGUGACACAAAUAAAAUUAUGGAACUAGGUAGGUACUUAUAAAAAAUUAUUAGUUAUGAACAUUUUCUAGGUUUUUUAGUCCAAAAUUUGGAAAAUCACUUCCAAUGAUUAUAAUAACGCUAACUGUUGCUGUAGUUUUGAAUAAUUAGAGUUUCAAACAAUAAUUACACAUAGGUAUAUUGGGAUAUUGAUGUAGAAGGUAAAAUAUUAAUGAUUCCCAUCGUAGUAAAAGUAAAUAGUUAUUAAUUAGUUCUAAUUAUUUUGAAAUAUAUAUAGUUGCCUAGAACUAGAUUAUAUAGAUUUAAAAAAUUAUUGUAUAACCUUUCGGUUUAGAAAAACUACGAGUACUAUUCACAUCAAAACAGGAUUACGAAAUCGUGAAAACAAUCACGAACGAACAAAGAAUAAUUAAUUCGCAUUUUGUUAUUCAUAAAACGCAAAUAUAUAUUAAUAUCUAAAUUAAAUUUUGAUUUAAUACUUAUUUAAACUCAGAUUUAAGUAAAAAAAUUCGUUUUUAAGAAUCAUGCGUGGUUUUUCUCAUAUAUCAACGUCAUUUCUUAAGACAAAAUAAUUUAACCAUUAUUGAUUAAGUAAAUCAUAAUUAGUUAAUAAUUUACAGUAGAAACUAUAGCCCGUUGAGAAGUCAAACCUUAUCAGAACAUCUGAAAUACUAAAAUUCGUUUAUGAUAUUAAAUAGUAAUACAUAUUUUAUUAUAAGUUAAUAUAAGAAAAGUAAGAAUUAAGAAAACUAUAUUGUAUACAAAAUAAUAAAAAAAAUUUAAAUUCUGUUUAAUACUACAUAUACUACUAUAUAUAAUACU
Molecule: messenger RNA, 3475 nt
Organism: Sipha flava (yellow sugarcane aphid)
Lineage: Eukaryota; Metazoa; Arthropoda; Insecta; Hemiptera; Aphididae
Product: kelch-like protein 3
Exons: 8
Coding region: 126-1175 (349 amino acids)
Molecular function (GO): protein binding
Source: RefSeq, a predicted model, not a curated record